AUGCCUCAUCGUACAAUCAUUCCAUCAAGCCCUAUCCAAGAAUUCCCUGGGUACUUGAGCCAUUUAGACACUAGUACGCUACGAUUACUGACCGUGCUUAGCUUCCAUCAAGUGUCCCUAACGCCGCCAGCUUUCAAUUCCACGGACUGCAACAACAGUCAGACUAACGCCGGCACUACUAUACAGUCUCACGGACUUCAAUCACCACCAACGGACCAGCCAAAUACUUCUCUUCCGAUCCGACGUAUUGCCCCACGUCCACUCACGGUGGAGAUCGAAUUCCUUGACGUCCCCCGCAUGAUCGUCUGGGUCUCUCAUAUCUUCAGGGGCAAGCGCAAGCUGAUGAAAAUCCAUGCCGGGAAAUGGCCGCAGAUGUGUACCUUCAUGCACUACCUCACGCAGGGAUACAAGAAGAUUCAACUCGAUGUACUUCCUUUAUUGAGGGGCGUCGCGCAGCCAUCGAAAUAUUGCGAUAAAAAGAUGUUGGAAAUUUGGAAUCGGUCUGUCAGUUCUGCUAAUACGGUCGAUCCGAAAAUGACAUGCAAGAUGGGAUGA
Molecule: messenger RNA, 555 nt
Organism: Bacidia gigantensis
Lineage: Eukaryota; Fungi; Ascomycota; Lecanoromycetes; Lecanorales; Ramalinaceae
Exons: 1
Coding region: 1-555 (184 amino acids)
Source: RefSeq, a predicted model, not a curated record